Daucus carota subsp. sativus is the source of this 1511-nucleotide messenger RNA. RefSeq names its product 9-cis-epoxycarotenoid dioxygenase NCED6, chloroplastic. The coding region runs from base 15 to 1511 and encodes 498 amino acids. Gene Ontology annotation, biological process: carotene catabolic process. The record is from RefSeq and is a predicted model, not a curated record. Gene Ontology annotation, molecular function: carotenoid dioxygenase activity. Lineage: Eukaryota; Viridiplantae; Streptophyta; Magnoliopsida; Apiales; Apiaceae. Gene Ontology annotation, cellular component: chloroplast stroma. The transcript has a single exon.
ACACCUUGCCUCGCAUGUCUGACCCGGAUAUUCAACUUCAAGGCAACUUUGCACCGGUCCAGGAAUGUCCGGUUCGGGUCGGGUUGGAAGUAGCGGGUCGGAUUCCGGAUGAGCUGACCGGAGUUUAUCUUCGAAACGGUGGAAACCCCAUGUUUAAACCAAUAGGAGGCUACCACCUUUUUGACGGUGACGGAAUGGUUCACUCGGUAAAGUUGAGUGCGAAUGAUAAUAUAGCUACGUAUAGUUGCCGGUUCACUCGCACGAGCCGGUUGGUUCAAGAACAAGGGUUGGGAAGGGCGGUAUUUCCGAAGCCUAUAGGUGAGUUGCAUGGCAAACUCGGGUUGGCUCGGCUCGGCUUAUUUUAUGCGCGAGCCGGGAUCGGGUUGGUUGAUGCAAACCGGGGUAUAGGUUUGGCUAACGCCGGUUUGGUUUAUUUUAACGGCCAUAUCCUUGCUAUGUCCGAGGAUGAUCUCCCGUACGAGGUUCACAUAAAAUCGGACGGAGAUAUUUACACGGUCGGACGUUUCGAUUUUAAUGGGCAGAUUGAUUUUCCGUUAAUAGCACAUCCUAAAGUGGACCCCAUUACAGGAGAUCUUUGUUCACUAAGUUACAAUAUUUUGAAGAAACCGUACCUUAAAUUCCUCAAAUUUGACUCGAGGGGACAAAAGUCACGUGAGGUGGAUAUUUCUCUUGAACAACCUACUAUGAUUCAUGACUUCGCUAUCACGGAGAGUCACGUGAUCAUUCCAGAUCAGCAAGUUGUGUUCAAGUUAUCCGAAAUGCUGAGAGGCGGGUCACCCGUUAUCCAUGACCCGAAUAAAAUUUCUCGGUUCGGAGUGAUGUCGAAGAAUAGCGUAGACGAAUCGGAUAUCCAUUGGAUCGAUACACCGGGAUGCUUUUGCUUUCAUUUAUGGAAUGCAUGGGAAGAAUUCAACCAAAAUGGGGACAAAAUUAUUGUUGUUAUAGCGUCAUGCAUGAAUCCACCCGACUCGAUUUUCACGGAUCAUAUAAACGACCCGUUGAAAACCGAGUUAACCGAGAUCCGUUUAAACAUGAAAACGCGUCAAUCAACCCGAGAAAUUAUAGUAUCGGAAAUGAACUUAGAAGCGGGUCAAGUAAACAAGACGAAACUGGGUCGAAAAACCCGAUUCGUUUAUCUCGCAAUAGCCGACCCGUGGCCCAAAUGUGAAGGCAUAGCGAAAGUUGACGUCGUGACAAAAGAAGUGACAAGAUUUAUGUACGGACAGAACAGAUUUGGCGGGGAGCCUUGUUUUGUGCCGCGAAAAAAGGAGCAUAAAGAUGGUGAGGUGGUGAAAAUUGGACAUGAAGAGGAAGAGGAUGAAGGUCAUGUAAUGAGUUUUGUGUGGGACGAGGAGGAGGAGAAAUCUGAGUUGGUAAUAAUAAGAGCUAAAGAUAUGAAAGAGGUUGCAUCAGUUAAGCUUCCUUCUAGAGUUCCGUAUGGUUUUCAUGGGACAUUUGUAAGUGCUCAAGAGUUGGCUAAACAAACUUAA